AUGGAAGCCUGUCCGUCUAAAACCAUAGGAGCUGCAUCUCAGAAUCUCGUUCUCUUCGAUCUUAUUCUUUAUCAACUGAAAUACCAUUUUCUCCCGAAAAAUUGUAACUUCGAACCUCGAUGUGACAACCCUGCUUCAUUCAUCGAACGUUUCAGUGAUUUUUUUUGCAAAAUCCCUAAAAGGGAGGGACCUGCUACCUUUUGCAUUACCUUGUUCCAGGCCGAGAAACUUCGAGACGGUCCUGAUAACCUACUUCCUAUUCUUGUGAACAUGGACUUCUUGGUGCGCGAGCAUAUGCGCCUCAUGUAUCCUAGCAUCAAACCUCCGUACAUCGUCACUUUACUCAUUACCUCGUGUUCGUGGGACAAAUUUUAUUCUGGCACAUUUGCCACAGAGCCCACGUGCCUUUAUUUGAAGGCUUACACGCGGGAGCAGUUGAUGCAGAUCCUCACCAACGCUGCACCUGCUAACUUUCCUCACUAUGCCCGAUUCAUUGACAUUCUUCUCACCGUGUGUUUGCCCGUGACAAGAAAUGUAAAUGAACUGCUUUAUUUAGCACAAUAUAAUUGGGGAGCAUUCAAUGAGCCUGUAGCUACCGGCAUGGUGGCAGCGGAUGACGAGUGGGGCCAGUAUCGUUGUGCAUUGCCAACACUUAAGCGUUCGUUAUCGACUAUUUAUCUUCGACCGGAAUUGAGUUCCUUCGAUUCUUCAAAGUCCCAUAGCGGAACCGCUGUGGGAACGCAAUCACAACCAGCACAAGCGAAUGCCAGCGUGCUUGAACUCCCACUAUACGCACGUUAUCUCUUAGUUGCUGCAUAUAUUGCUUCUUACAAUCCCAGAACCUCAGAUAAGCGGUUUCUCGUUAAGAAUACCGGUAAAAUUUCGUCCAGGGCUAAGCAUAAUGAGAAAAAGGCAGACCACAUUAACAAUCAUCUUGUUGGGCCGCGUCUUUUUCCACUCGAUCGGCUCUUUGCCAUUUUCUACGCCCUCCUCCGCCUCGAGAGUGACACCGACCAGCCACCGCCGUUAACGAGUCUUCUCGUGGGUCAGGUUGCCUUCCUCUCCGACCUGGGGCUGAUUGCGGCUGCGUCGGGGGCCUUGGCAACAGGCACAGCCGCGUGCAGCGCCGCCGGCCUGCCUGGUGCCUAUAGCAACCCCGACGACCCCCUCGCGAACCCGCGCUACCGAUGCCUCGUCACCCUGGAGACUGCGCGGUCAGUCGCCAAGUCGGUGAACAUCAACCUCAACCAGCACCUGCUCGACUUUGUCUGA
Mesocestoides corti is the source of this 1272-nucleotide messenger RNA. Lineage: Eukaryota; Metazoa; Platyhelminthes; Cestoda; Cyclophyllidea; Mesocestoididae. The record is from the annotation of a GenBank genome assembly.